ACAUGUUGAGCGCACGUCCACGCACGCCGGCACAUGCUGUGAUGGUUUGUCUUGGGUUAUGUGUUAUGUGUGCGUGCUUUGUGCAUUUGACAUGCUGAGUAUGUGGCGACCGAGUUUCUAGACUACCACACGUACUAAGUGAUCAGGGUAGGAAAAACAUGUUAGUAAGGAAACUGGGAAGAGUUGUGUGCGGCAUGUCUGGCGGUGUGGAUAGCAGUGUUGCUGCCUACCUGCUGAAAAAGAAAGGGUACGAUGUUGUUGGUGUCUUCAUGCGCAACUGGGACAGUCGUGAUGCUGGCGAACGUUGUGUUCUCGAUGCAGAAGAGAGCGAUGCACAGUUUGUGUGUGAUCACCUGAAAAUACCAAUGAAGACAGUGGACUUUGUCAAGACAUACUGGCACAGUGUGUUCAGCACCAUGCUGGACGAAUACCAGAUGGGGUGGACACCCAACCCGGACAUGUUGUGCAACCGAGCCGUCAAGUUUGGUGUCUUUCAUGAGUAUGCCACGAGGAGGCUGGGUGCCGACUUGGUUGCCACUGGUCACUACGCUCGUCUGCAUCCGCUGCCUGAUGGGCGUGUGCGGCUGAUGCAGGGCGUAGAUGCUGUGAAGGACCAGAGCUUCUUCUUGGCUCAGGUCAAGCAGGAGGCACUACAGCGAAGCCUGUUCCCCUUGGGUGACCUUGAGAAGGCUACAGUCAAGCAGAUUGCGGAGAACAUAGGGCUACACAAGAUUGCAACCAAGAAGGAGAGCAUGGGUCUCUGCUUCAUUGGGAAGCGUGAUUUCCGGGCUUUUGUGGAGCAGUACUUGGAGCCAAGGCCCGGAAGCUUUGUUGACAUGGAGACCGGCAAGGUUGUUGGGACGCACACCGGUGUCCACUCCUGGACAGUAGGUCAGCGCUGCAACAUAGGCGGCUGCCCUGUGGCCUACUACGUGGCACGGCUCUGCCAUCGUACCCAGCGCAUCAGUGUAGUCCCUGGCCAGCACCACCCAGCCCUAUACUGGCGCACUUUGUACACGGACAAGCCUCAUUGGAUCUGCCGGAAGCCGCCUUUGCAGGUGACAGGUGACGCGGCACCCACCCUACGGUGCUUGUUCAGGACACAGCACAGGAACAGCCUAGCCUGGUGUGUGGCAGUUCUAAAUGGAGACACCAAGGCAGCCACAGGGGCUGCAGAGUGGCCGCACAUUGGUGGACUCAAGGUCACUCUGGAUGACCAUCACAGGGCCAUUGCCAUUGGACAGUUUAUAGUGUUGUACGGCGAGGAUGGAGAGUGCUAUGGAAGUGCCAAGAUUCUUGGUCUUGGCCCAAGCCAUUACGAUGAACAGAAGCAGGCAGUGGAACCCUGUCCUCCACAUCGAGCCAGCGCUGCCGAAAGCUAAUGUACCAUUUUGUUUCUGAUGCACUUGACACUGUUUUUCCUGUGGCCCCCACAUUCACCAAGGCAGCCGGCGAGCAUGCGACACAGGGCUGGUAAAUUAGUAGGGGAAGUUGCAAACUUAGGUAAUUAUAAGUAUUCUUAAUGCUUUCCCUACCAUAGGGAAAACAAUUGUUUUUAGUGCCCAUUCCUGCUUUGAACGUCAAGGCGCCUCGUACAUCGACAUAACCAAGUGAACUGGCACAGCAACAGACAUCUCACGUGCCGUGUCACCUGCGCAUCAGCCAGAAAGG
Rhipicephalus sanguineus (brown dog tick) is the source of this 1671-nucleotide messenger RNA. RefSeq names its product mitochondrial tRNA-specific 2-thiouridylase 1. Bases 159 to 1382 code for a protein of 407 amino acids. Gene Ontology annotation, cellular component: mitochondrion. Gene Ontology annotation, molecular function: sulfurtransferase activity. The record is from RefSeq and is a predicted model, not a curated record. NCBI's taxonomy places the organism in Eukaryota, Metazoa, Arthropoda, Arachnida, Ixodida, Ixodidae. Gene Ontology annotation, biological process: tRNA wobble position uridine thiolation. The transcript has 8 exons.